CCUCGAUGUGACUUUAUCCUGGCAUUUCGAACAACCCUGCGCACGCCGUGUUAUGGUGAACAGAACUUUCACUGCACCUCAUUCCGAUCAAUGGACACUGGGCGUAAAACCAACCAAAGGUAUUGCUAUUAGGCACCGUCACACGCGGCCAGAAAUCUGAUUCACCUCGUGGCCAUACACACGCGGUCGGGACGCAGCACACGAGACGCAUAGAAAAUGGUGGGCAAAAAGAGCGGAAAGGCUCUCCUACGAGAGGAGGGCCUUGAAAGGACAGACAACAACAUGGACUUGACGUCCUGGCCACAAAUCAUCCCGAUUAAUCAGAAGAAUUAUUACACAGACUACCUCAAACGAGAUGAACAGAUCCUCGCUGUGCGUUCUCAACAGGAGGAAGCCAGAAACAAGAUGGUGAAGCAGCACAAGGACAGGGACCGCGCAUUGGCGCAAGGCAAGACUGUGGGCACAGAUGGUGAUAUCGAAAUGGAAGAUGGCGAGGACGAAGAUGAAGAAGCUGAGGACGAAGCCUCAAGUGGUGCAAAGACCAUUGUCAUCCAUAUCGGUUCACAAAAUCUGAGGGUCGGUCUAGCGAACGAUGCGCUCCCUAAGACUGUGCCAAUGGUCAUUGCGCGUCGCGCACCCAUGUCCGAAAGCGAAGAAAACGACGGUCAACCCGCGCCGAAGCGAGCGAAGCUAGACAACGGAUUACCUCCUCCCGAACCGGAGAAGCGUUUCGGUGAAGACUUUCAGAAAAAGUUCUCCGGAAUGUCCAACGAUCUGAAGGUGAGGAUGCGAAUGAAUAAGAGGAAGGUCUUACCACAAUCCAGAGACAUGGUUACCAGCUACAACCGAAGAAACACCUACGAGACCAUAACAGAGCACAAUGACACCAUGCGCAUUGAGUGGACGGAAACGACAGGAAGCGCCAAUGGUGCACCAGAAUACAUCACCGGGAAGGCUGCGCUUCGAAUUCCUGAUCAGUCAACCCCUCGGUACAGACUCUACUGGCCCAUCCGUCUGGGCUGGAUUAAUGAAGCAGAUUAUUCAUCCAGACGCUUUCUGUACGAGGACAUUCGGUUAAUCCUUGAAGAUGCCAUCAAGUCCCAGCUAGAGCUCAAAAUCCGCACACGCGAUGAAUGGGCCCAGUACAGCUGUGUCAUUGUCAUCCCUGACUACUACGAGAGGACCUACGUAACUAGUCUGCUCGAUAUGGCCAUCUCCGAAUUCGGUUUUGGCAGAGUAUGCUUCAUUCAAGAGAGUUUGGCUGCUUCAUUCGGUGCCGGUUUCACCACCUGUUGCAUAGUUGAUAUUGGGGCACAGAAGACAUCAAUCUCUUGUGUUGAGGAUGGCAUGGUAAUUGAAAACUCCCGAGUCAAUUUGAAAUAUGGUGGCAGAGACAUCACUGAGGCCUUCGUCAAGAUGGUGAUUUACAACCAUUUUCCUUAUUCCGAGGUCAACUUGAACCGACGUUACGAUUUUCAGCUCGCAGAAGAACUCAAGCAAAAGUUCUGCACCAUGAAUGAGGCAGAUAUCUCUGUCCAACUCUACGAUUUUCAUCUUCGAGCCCCUGGCCAAGACACCAGGAAAUACACGUUCAAAAUUUACGAUGAAGUCAUUCUCGCACCGCUGGGAAUGUUCAGGCCUCAAAUCUUUGACGAGACUGGAAAAUUGAAGGGCCGCCGAAAAUUGGUCGACAAAUCCUACGACAUCUACGACGGCAAGCCUAAUGACCCCAGUUCAAGCGCCCAAGCCGAAAUUCUCACAGCUAUUGCUCCGGAGGAAGUACUGACAUCGAACACCAAGAUUAAUCUGAAAGCGAACGGAAUCACCAACGGGACCACCAAUGGCACGAAAGACGAAACUCACACUGACUCGCGCCGUCCAUCAUUUAGCAAUAUCAAAGAUAUGGACGCUACGCCGCAGCCCUCUGCAGCGAGCUCCCCAGCGAGACAGCUCGAUGGCACUCCCCAACCCGAAGACAGUGAAGGCGCAGCCCCUCGUGAGGAAAAGCCCAAAGUCGAAGAAGAAGUGGAAGAACCUCUCAGCAUUGAGCGCCGUGACGAUAUCCUGCCCAUUUACCCACUUCCCAACGCGAUCGUCACGUCAAUCACCCAUGCGGCUAAGAAUUCACCACAAAAGACCGGCGAUCUGCUCAGCAGCAUCAUGUUAACCGGAGGUACCAGCAUCAUUCCGGGCCUACCGGGACAUCUUGAGGACACACUCAAAGGUAUAUUGCCAGGCUAUAGCAAGGAUAUCCUGAUUUCACGACCACCACGAGAGUUGGAUCCGCAGGUCGUGGCGUGGAAAGGCGGCGCAGUGUUUGGCCGCAUGAGCCGGACUAAUGAUAGCUGGGUGAACCCUUUUUUGUAUGAGAGAUUAGGCGAGAGAAUCCUGGCUCACAAGUUGAUGUGGGCUUGGUGAGUGGUGGGACUCAAGAGUCCCAGAAAGCUCAUUUGGCUUGAGGAAUGGUGUAAAUCUAUUUUCCAGCACAAGCACGAACCAACAACUGCCAGGUCUCACAAUGGUGAACGUUGAGUGGCUUCUAUGUCGGCGCUAGUGCUCUACUUGACUGGUCGCAGAGUAAGCAGGAAGUUCUUCCCUCAGCAGAGCCGGCUAUUGCACUCUCUGAUCUCGUGUGCCCUCUUCGAUCACUGGGAGACAUGAUUGGUCUCGAAAUUACCUAACAGAGGGCCUUUUGGAAGACAAUAGAUGGGGCAUCCACUCCUCCACCAACCAAGUACGAUUCUUCUGGAGAUCGCUCCGCAGAGCUAAAGGCCACAUUUUCCUUCAGCAAUGCUGGAGUGCUUGGACAGAUGCUCAACGAAAAUUAUUCGUAUUGUGAGAGACUUCAGAGCAACUCAUUAACAAAAGGACCGGAAGCGAAAGUCGUGACGGCUACAAUCCAAAGCCGAUGCUGCAGACACAUGCAGCAUUGAAUAUUACCAACCCCAAAAGC
Molecule: messenger RNA, 2953 nt
Organism: Exophiala xenobiotica
Lineage: Eukaryota; Fungi; Ascomycota; Eurotiomycetes; Chaetothyriales; Herpotrichiellaceae
Exons: 2
Coding region: 217-2418 (733 amino acids)
Biological process (GO): regulation of DNA-templated transcription; double-strand break repair
Cellular component (GO): Ino80 complex
Source: RefSeq, a predicted model, not a curated record